Molecule: messenger RNA, 2700 nt
Organism: Thermochaetoides thermophila DSM 1495
Lineage: Eukaryota; Fungi; Ascomycota; Sordariomycetes; Sordariales; Chaetomiaceae
Product: putative rho-GTPase-activating protein
Exons: 3
Coding region: 1-2700 (899 amino acids)
Biological process (GO): cytoskeleton organization; small GTPase-mediated signal transduction
Cellular component (GO): cell division site; cytoplasm; plasma membrane
Molecular function (GO): GTPase activator activity
Source: RefSeq, a predicted model, not a curated record
AUGCCCGGCUUCGCAGAUUCGUUCUGGUCGGCGGACUAUGCCGCAGGCCUCGGCGUCCUGUUCAGCAAGCUUCAGCAGGGCACCAUCGAAAACCGCCAGAUCUUGACCAUUGCUCGCAUGCGCGCCGACGCCGAAGAUGCAUAUGGCCAACGUCUAGCUGAAAUUGCCCCCGCAGUGGACAAAAUCCAAGGCGGCUUUUCCCGUGACGAUGGCGCCAGCGUGCGCAAGGCCUACGAGGGUGUCCGCACCGAGAUGGAGGAUGCUGCCAAGAACCACAAGAAGAUCGCCCAGAACAUCCGCGAUCUGGUCGUGAACCCUUUCUCGAGAUGGUGCGAUGCCCAUGAAUCCCGUAUUCAAGAUUCCCACGAGGAGCUGCAAGCUCGGAUCAAAGCCCACGACAAGCAGCUCGAGCUUGUGAAGAAGCUCAGGAGCAAUUAUUUCAACAAGUGUCGUCUCGUGGAAGAUCUCGAGGAAGAGAACCAGCUCGCUUUCCAGGAUCCCGAAAGUAGCCCCCAACAGAAGAGCAACAUUCCGUCCAUCAAGGUGGAGGAUCCGGCAGAGGACGAGGACCCCCUUGAGAUCGGCGACGAGACGUACCAACCAGACCAAGUAAAAAAGAUUCUAAAUCAUAUGUUGACCAACAUCAAGAUGGGCGAGCACAAGGUCCCUAUUCUCGGAACCUACCAGAACUGCUCUGCCGGCACAGAUAUCGUUGAGUACAUUCAGCGUCAUAUGGGGAGCACCAGCGUCAGCUAUGCCGAAAGGAUCGGACAGGAUCUGGUCACCCAUGGGUUCCUGCGAUUGGUUGGUAACGUCGGGAAUACGUUCGCCAACAGUUCUAAGAUGUUCUACCAAUGGCGCCCGAAGGCUUGGGAGUGGGCUGGCAUCCCGGAGAAAAAGACCGUGAGCAGGACCUUUUCUCUCCCCAUUACAGGAUCAGACAGCAGCGACUCUCCUGUGGUCGGCACUGUGGCGGAAUACCUAUCGAAGUGGGAUGUCCUUAACACUUCGAGGCCCAACGAGACUCCAGCAGAACGUCUGCGUCGGGAAGCGAGAGAAGCCGAUGAGAAGUACAAGGCUGCCGUCCAGAAGCUGGACGAGAUGCGUUGCGAGCUUGAAGAGGCCAUCUUCUUGCAUCUGAAAUUCCUUGAGCGUUGCGAGCUGGACCGCCUCAAGGCUAUCAAGACCGUUAUCCUGGAUUUCUCAGGGACUAUUAGCAACGUCAUCCCAAGCCUGCAGGCGACUGUUGACAACAUGAUGCUAUACCAGGAGACCGUGUCGCCUCUAGGCGAUCUGCGCUAUCUCCUGGAGAACUAUCGCACCGGCAGCUUCGUCCCUAGGCCUGUCAUUUAUGAGAACUACUACAACAAGAUCGACGACCAAACCUUUGGCGUUGAUCUUGAGGCUCGUGCUAGGGCCGAUAAGAAGCGUGUGCCCAUCAUUAUCACAACCAUUCUUACGUACUUGGACCAUCACUACCCGGAUCUCGAGGGUGAUGAAGCCAGGCGAGGUGUCUGGCUCCAUGAAGUCCCGCUGUCUCAGACGCACAAGCUGAGAGCCAAGGUCAACAACGGGAAGCCGCCUGCUCUUGAGACGUUUGAGGAAUUUGACAUUCCCACGGUUGCCAGUCUGCUGAAGCUCUACCUUCUCGAGCUGCCUGUCUCAUCCCACGUCUAUGAGAUCAUCAGGCAGAUUUACAACACGCCCACGCCAGAUGGCGGUGACGCUGCCCGUAUCCCUAUCCUGCAGCAGACCCUGUCACAGCUUCGGCUGGCCAAUAUUGCGUCUUUGGAUGCCUGCAUGAACCACUUUACACGCUUGAUCGAGCUAACCUCAGCUGACGAGGAGUACAUCUCGAAGCUGGCUACUGUCCUGGCUCCUUGUAUCUUGCGCCCGCGCCAGGAGACGUCGCUCACCAUGGAGGAGAAACAUGCUUACCGCCUGGUUCGCGAUCUAUUUGCGCACAAAGAUGCCAUUUUCAACGAACUGAAGCGUCUGUCAACCUUGAACUCCUCUGGUACCGUCAAGCAGCGGCCACGUGCCAUCUCUACCGACGAGAGCAAUCGUAAGGCGCUUGUGGAGGAACGCAACCGGGCUAUCAUUGAGAAGGCAAGCGGCAGUCGUAGUAGAGCAACGUCGCCCGCGCCCACUCCCCGAACCCCUCAUAGACGCGACAGGAGCAUUGGUGGCCCGGAAAACAGGUUCCCUAUCCAACCAAGCAUCUCCAGCCCGACGACUGAGCACCGCAAGCGCGGCAGUUUGGGGCCUGUCCUGCCCAAGAGAACAAGUCUUGAAGUACCCUCGGACGAUACCAUGGGUUUCAGCCACCCAGCUGAUGGUAAUCUCGGGCCCGCAAACGGCAGCUCGGCCAGCGCUGGGCCUUCUUCGAUUACCGUCCCCGUGCCCAUGCCCGCGCCUGCUACCGACCAACAGCAACAACUACAAUCUGCUCCUGACUCCCUGGCUGAUAAGCGCAGCAGCCUGCCCCGCUCGAUCGCCUCUUCCGAGGGCUUCAUUGAGAAGCGCAACAGCCUUAGCCGCAGCGGCGCCCGGCUUUCAUCUGGCCGUCGCGUAACCCCUGCCGUGUCGUCGGCUACUGCCCGGACGGCAACACCUCCGCCUGGUCACCAGCCACAGGGUGAAUCGCAGCAAGGUCAUACUCAUGGGGUUACGCUUGUGGAUGCACCGAUGGAUUAUUAG